AUAAUUAAGUAUGAAGCAUGAUGGAAACGUACGUGAUGCUUUAGCUGAAACAGAUGAGGAUGAGGAGAUUUAAAAAUAUUUAAUUUUAUUUUAUAUUAAUACAAUAUCUCACUAUUCCAAAUAAUUUAUAUAAUUAUUUAAUAUUUGACACAGUGAAAAAUAUCAUAUCAUUUAAAAAAUAUAUAUAUCAUUUAAACGAGAAGAAGAUGAUUUCAUUUUAAAUUAAUAGUUUAAGUUUAUAAAUUGCGCUGAUUGAUCUCAUUACUCCAAUUGUUUAAUAGAAAUAAAUUUUCAUUUUCAAUAUUUUAUAACUAUUUCAAUUAAACGCCUUUUAAAUAUCUAUUUAUUUAUCAAAAUAUAAUACUAAUACAAUAAACUGUAUUAGUAAUAUUAAUGGAUAUUUUUAUCGUAAAUGUCAAAACAACCUUAGAUUAUGACAGCAAAAAUAAAUUAAGCGACAUAAAUUGCUUAAAUACUAAAUAUUUUUGUAUAUUUUUCCAUCAUAUAUGUUAAUGUCUGAAAAUCAUUAAUGUAUUUAAAAUUUCAAUUUAUUAGCACAUUUCUUUUUAAAAAUAUUUAAAAAAAACCUUCUCCUGUAAAGUUUGUCUUUUGUCGGUUGCGCUAAAAUGGCGGUAAAGGCUCGAUAUUCUUUUAUCAUUCAUAUUUUUCAUUCCAUCAAUUUUGGUUUAAUAGGUAUAAUUAGAAAUUAUGUUUAAAAAUAUUUCUUAUUACGGCUGCAUUGACUCAAAACUUUGUCUUCUUCUUCUUCUUUUUUAAUUUAUGGCGUAUUUGCAUUUACACAAUUCCGCCAAUGUCACGUUUGUUGUCUUUACACGUAUAGAAACAAUAAUAAAAUAUGUAAAUUUUGAAUUUAAAUAAACUAAAAAAAAUAGCUCUGAGCGCGUCUAUCUCAUAACAUUGUUAAAGAUAAUAGAAAUAUAAUGUAUAUAGAAAACAAAGAUAUUUAUAAAUUAAGACCUAUUAUUGAUUGCAAGAAAUUUAGAUAAAAUUUUGAAUGUAUAAUUAGAAAUUAUGUUUAAAAAUAUUUCUUAUUAUGGCUGCAUUGACUCAAAACUUCGUCUUUUUGGUAAACAACAGUCAAAGUCAUAUAGACAGCUAAGGCUGACGUUUAUUAAUGACAUCACAGCGUUUAUUUUAGUAGGUAAGGUUUUAAUACAAACGGUACAAAUGCUACUAAAUUAAAAGGUGCCAAAGUGACCUGCUAAAUAUUUUCUCACUCUUUCUAACAUGCCUGAUUUAUAUCUCCUUGUCUUGUCACACCCAGGUCGUGGUUAACAUGACCAACGUUGGAAGCACUUUUAAAACUGCCGUAUAAUUUCCUUUCUUCUCAUUUUGUAUAUUUGUACGUAGGUCGUUCACUUGUUUCAUUCUAUCUCAUUUCAGUGGAGUUGGCCUAAUUGUGUUUUAGUUUUGUAGGUCUAUUUAUUACAUCCAAAUGUAGUUUUGUAACAUAAUUAAUUUAUUACUCAACAACUAACAUAAAUAAUGCCUGGGAUAAGAAAAUACAGACGUGACACCAGCGAAGUCAGCUGUUGUUUGAAAUACGUUAUUUUUGGUGUUAAUGUUUUGUUCUGGUUUCUCGGCCUCAUUGUAUUGGCUGUGGGCAUUUGGGCAUGGACAGAAAAAGAUACAUUCAAUAACUUAUCGAGAUUGACAAAUAUUGCUUUGGAUCCUGCUUUUAUUUUAAUAUGCGUUGGAACUAUAACAUUCAUAAUUGGUUUUACUGGCUGUGUUGGUGCGUUGCGUGAGAACACAUGUUUGCUGGCAUGUUACGCGGUGUUCCUUGCAUUACUUCUUUUGGCAGAAAUGACCACAGGAAUACUUUUCUUUGUAUUUAAAGAUUGGAUAAAACAGCAAGCUACCAGUGGCUUUCAAACAUUCAUUACACACUAUAGAGAGGACCCUGAUCAACAGAAUUUGAUUGAUUGGAUUCAAGAAGAUUGGUUACAAUGUUGCGGCGUAGAAGGCCCCCGUGAUUGGGAUCGCAAUGCCUAUUUCAACUGCUCGAGCGGUGCCGUCGGUUCCAGAGAAGCGUGCGGGGUGCCAUUCAGCUGUUGUCGAAGUAAACCACAAGAUAUUAUCAGGAAUAAACAGUGCGGAUAUGACGUUAGAAAACCGACAUACAGUUACGAUAUAGCUAAAAUAAUAUAUGACAAAGGCUGCUUAGAAGCCGCCGAAGAGUGGUUUGACCACAACCUGUUGAUUGUAGCUACGUCUGCUGUUUGUACCGCUUUUGCACAAAUCCUGGGCAUCUGCUUCGCCCAAAACUUGCGCGCGGACAUCUUUGCGCAAAAGGCGAAGUGGCACUGACAAUCAGCCUCUCCUGCAGCCGUGUGACGUCACAGACGUCCCACCCACGACCCCUACCGAGCGCUCUACGACAGCGAACUUUGAGAAAAGAAUGCUUCUUAACGAUUUUCGAAUGACUGUCGACCAUAUUUGAGCAAGGCAAAUAAAUUUGAGAGUGCCUUUUACAAUUUUAAUAUAGAAUCUUAUGAUCGACUUUCAUUCGAAUUUGACAUUUUUAUUUCGUAUGGUGCUCUGUGUUUACUUUUGCCGAUGAUCUUUUUUAGAGGGUUCUAAAGAAUCUCAUGGUACGAAGACUGAAUUCUAAGAUAUGCUUCCUUUUUAUCUCAAAAUUUAUUCACCAUUCUAUACCCAAAAAUUAGUUCGUCAAACUUCAGUGCUUGGUAAAAACAUUAAUACAUUUCCCUUUAUACAUUAGUAGGUUUUGUCAAUGAGAAAUGGUAAUAAAGACCUUAACAUAAACUUGAACUAAGACAAAUGUUUGAAUAAAUCACAGGCCUUAAGGUUUAAAAUAAAUAGAAGAAAUCCGAGUUUUGGAUAACCUUAUGUGCUUUUUGACUAAGCAAAUUAUAUUUUUAUAUAUAUAAAAAACAAGCUUAUAUCAAUUAUAUCACGAUCUUUGUCUUCACCAUCGAAUCCCUACAGCUAUCCCUGUUGAUUGAGCCUACUUUGGUU
Messenger RNA from Diatraea saccharalis (sugarcane borer), 3003 nucleotides. The record is from the annotation of a GenBank genome assembly. Lineage: Eukaryota; Metazoa; Arthropoda; Insecta; Lepidoptera; Crambidae.